Molecule: messenger RNA, 2732 nt
Organism: Myripristis murdjan (pinecone soldierfish)
Lineage: Eukaryota; Metazoa; Chordata; Actinopteri; Holocentriformes; Holocentridae
Gene: rcc2
Product: regulator of chromosome condensation 2
Exons: 13
Coding region: 145-1629 (494 amino acids)
Biological process (GO): negative regulation of GTPase activity
Cellular component (GO): membrane
Molecular function (GO): small GTPase binding
Source: RefSeq, a predicted model, not a curated record
UGCUGCGUGUUUGGUUUCCUGUAUGAAUAGUAAAUUUGAACCACGUGGUGUGAAAAGCAGACUGCAGCCUCUUUUGUUCAAAUCAAUCAAACCGGAGACGGACAGAGAGCUGCUGAAUCAGGAAAUCACGGCUUCUAGAGAAAGAUGCCCCGCAAGAAGGUGACAGAGGUCUCAGGGAAUGGUGGGGCGAACAAAAAGAGGGCUGGCGUCAAAAGAAAAGAGAGAGAUUUAAGCAGUGACGAUGAGUUUGAAUAUGAACAGGAGAACAACAAGAAACCUGGCAAGCCUGCUGCCAAGUCCGGUCUCCAGCCUGUUACUGUUGCUGAUGAUGUCAAAGAGAAAAUAAAACUUGAGUUUCCAAAGGUCAAGGGGCAGUUGCUCAUCUUUGGAGCCACCAAUUGGGAUUUGAUUGGAAGAAAAGAGGUACCCAAACAGCAAGCGGCAUACCGUAACCUAGGCCAGAAUCUGUGGGGUCCUCACCGCUAUGGCUGUCUGAACAAUGUGCAGGUCAGUUGUGUGGUUUCUGGACCUUGUGCUGCCCACAGCCUUCUCAUCACAACUGAGGGCAAGCUGUGGAGUUGGGGUCGUAAUGACAAGGGUCAGCUGGGUCACGGCGAUACCAAGCGUCUAGAGGCUCCCAAGCUUAUCGAAGCCCUGGCAGAUAAUGUGAUUGUUGCUGCGUCCUGCGGGCGUAACCACACCCUGGCACUCACAGAGGAUGGCAGUGUGUAUUCAUUUGGAGAGAACAAGCUUGGACAGCUUGGUCAGGGCAACCAGACUGAUGCUGUCCUGAGCCCAGCACUGAUUUCUUACAAUGGCCAGCCACUGGUGAAGGUGGCCUGUGGUGCUGAGUUCAGCAUGGUGGUGGACUGCAAAGGAAACCUCUACUCAUUUGGCUGCCCAGAGUAUGGACAACUAGGACACAACUCUGAUGGGAAGUUCAUUGCUCGUGCCCAGCGCAUUGAGUUUGACUGUGAGCUCAUCCCUCGUCGAGUCGCCAUCUUCAUUGAGAAGUCUAAGGAUGGCCAAAUUAUGCCAGUGCCCAACGUGGUUGUCCGAGAUGUAGCCUGCGGGGGCAAUCACACGCUGGUGCUGGACUCCCAGAAACGAGUGUUCAGCUGGGGUUUUGGUGGUUACGGGCGUCUGGGACACACUGAGCAAAAGGAUGAGAUGGUUCCUCGACUGGUGAAGCUGUUUGACUUCCCAGGGCGUGGUGCCACCCAGAUCUAUACAGGUUACCAGUGCUCCUUCGCAGUCAAUGAGAUGGGAGGGCUGUUUUUCUGGGGUGUAACAAACACUUCCCGGGAGUCAACCAUGUAUCCUAAAGCUGUGCAGGACUUAUGUGGCUGGAAGAUUCGCAGCCUGGCGUGUGGGAAGAGCAGUAUCAUUAUUGCUGCAGAUGACAGUACAAUCAGCUGGGGACCCUCACCUACCUUUGGAGAGCUGGGAUAUGGAGACAACAAGCCCAAAUCUUCCACCACUGCACAGGAAGUUAAAACCUUGGAUGGGAUCUACACUGAGCAGGUGGUCAUGGGUUACUCUCACUCUCUGGUCAUCGCCAGACAGGAUAGCCAGCAGGAACAGGAGAAACUGAAAAAGCUGCCAGAGUACAACCCCCGAACACUUUGAUUGGGCCUGGAACCCAACAGCCUCUCACCUUGUUCCACUCCUUUCCACUUCAGCAGAGGGCAGGGACGCUCGGCAGGAAGCAUCUGUCCUGUUAAGCCACUGUUGGUCACCACGGUGUAUGAGUGGGAUGGUUGAGUUAAGGGGGUAGGCUCUCAGAGGUCAGGAGGAUGCACACACGUCAACUGCCAGCAAACUGGCUCAACACCAAUUUGGACAGAAAUUGAAACAGAAAAAUGCAACAAGGGACUGGAGACAGGACAGUUCCUCUGGACCAAUGGCAUCUGUCCGGGUCUUGCAGCAGCCAGCCAAGACAUCGUCACCUCUCACAGCUACAAAGAUUCUACAAAGCACGCAACAACACUCGAGUUGUGCUUCCCAAUCCCUCUGUGUUUUGUAGUCCACUCAAACGUUCAUUGAGCUAUUUAUUGUUUCCCCCUGUAUUUGUUGGUUAUUUUAGCUAUUCUAGUUCUCUCCCACACAUCUCUGGGUGCUACAUCUGGACCCUCACUCUUUUUUUUUUUUUUGUGAGGGCUUUUCAAAGACCAACACUCCAUAUCUGUGCCUUUCUCAAGUGUACUUUCAGGAUAUGGAAUUACCAAUUGUUUUAUCAAAAGUUUAGUUGUCAUACUUUGUGUAUAUGGCAGGGUUACCAGGUAUGUUUGCUGCUGCCAGGAAAUACAACCAGGAUUUGGGAGGUAAUGUUCUGACUGUGUUCUCCUUACAUUGAGAUCUUACAUUCCAUUUGUUUUCCACUUCUUUGGUCUUAAGUAUUUGCAUCAAAGAUGCACACCUUAGUACUUCCAAGGCAGCACUGACUGCUAGGUCUUAUGUUUAUUUCUCCAUUUUGAAUACUCUUAGCUAUUCCAACGCUUAAAGCGGUUUCAGUACCAGGUCAAAGUUAAAUCUUGCACAACCAUUUAAUGCACUGUCUGUGAAAAUGGUUCAGUAUCUAAUAAGGUGGGCUAGAUAAGCAGGCAGUUCCUUGUUUUAAAAUGUGUGUGGGGGGUGGGGGUUCAGUCUUCAUUCAUUUGUUAUACUUGUGUAUCUCUGGGUUAAAGGCUUUUUUUUGUUCAUUGAAAUAUUAAAGACUCAUGUAAACUGGA